UUGGCAUUCGCGCCGCGUUCGUCGUCGCGAGCGGUCGUCUCCGCGUAAAUGUUAUUGACAGACGCGCGUGUAAUUAUCGAAAUAUGGUGUGUAAUAGUGUCGUAUAAUUUAUUUUUUUACAAAAUUAUAGACUAUAUAAUAGUGUCUCUUAUCGAUCGAGUGGGGAACAGUGUGACGUGCGACACAGAUGACGAUUAAAUGAAACUGUAGAUUUAGUUUAAUAUUUAUUCAACCUGUGAUAUUAUUUUUAAUAUAAAUUAAUGUUUCAACCAUUCAAAAUGACGGAGAAAAACGGAGUUAUAACUAUACAUCAGAUGCGCCUGCACCGUUGUGAGGGGUGUCUCGCGGCCUGCCGACCGGAGCGCCGGGCGCCGCUACCGCCCUCCAAGAUCAUUGUCAGGAGCGGCCAUUUGAAACGAGCGAAACGGGUGCCGUACGCAGUGCCCGCGUUGAACAAGGAGAACCACAUAAUGGCGACGACGCUGCCCACUCUACCUACACCCCCGGAUGAUGAUGCACCGCCGAUGCCCUGGUUUGGUAUGGACAUUGGGGGCACCCUCACGAAGCUCGUAUACUUCGAACCUCGGGAGACGAAUAGACGAGAACUUGACAAAGAGACGGAGAUUCUGAAGAACAUUCGCAGAUAUCUCACCAGGAACUCGGCGUACGGCAAGACCGGCAGACGGGAUGUGCACUUACAGAUGGACAAUGUAACGAUCCGCGGCCGUCGCGGCACACUACACUUCAUACGGUUCCCGUCCAGUGAAGUUGGCGCUUUCCUCCAACUGGCCCGCUCUAAGGGCAUGGCCACACUCGUGAACACGAUAUACGCGACUGGGGGUGGUGCGUACAAGUUUGAAGAGGACUUUAUUAAGGAAGUGAACAUGCGGCUAUCAAAAUUGGACGAGCUGGACGCGCUCAUAGCGGGCGUUCUGUUCGUCGACUCUAUGAACCCGCAGGAGUGUUACUAUUGGGCACCGCCAGAUGGCGUCAAUGAAAACUCGCCGCCGUACUUAGAAGCGUCCCUAUCGCAGUACGUACGCAAGCCGUACGACUUCUCCAGCCCGUACCCGUUUCUGCUCGUCAACAUUGGCAGCGGGGUUUCCAUGCUUGUUGUCAGCGCACCGAACGAUUAUUGCCGCGUUAGUGGUACCAGUCUGGGUGGCGGCACAUUCCUGGGCCUGUGCUGCCUACUAACGGGCUGCAGCAGCUUCGAGGAGGCGAUAUCGCUGGCGGCGUCGGGCGACAACACGACGGUGGACAAGCUGGUGCGGGACAUAUACGGGGGGGACUACGAGCGGUUCCGGCUCAGGGGCGAUCUCGUGGCCAGCAGUUUCGGGCACAUGUGCUCAGCGGACAGACGGGCUAAAGUAUCCCGGGAAGACCUGGCUAGAGCCACGCUUGUAACAAUCACGAACAAUAUCGGCUCCAUAGCGCGGCUCUGCGCGUCCAACCAGAGGAUAGAGCGGGUAGUUUUCUGCGGCAACUUCCUGCGAGUGAACCCGCUGUCUAUGAAACUGUUGUCGUACGCGAUGUCCUACUGGUCCAAGGGUGCUUUGAAAGCGUUGUUCCUUGAACACGAAGGCUAUUUCGGCGCAGUCGGUUGCCUGCUACACUACGAUAGUAAGAACCACAAACAGAAUUGCAACUCUGAACACAGCGACAGGUGAAUUGCAUCAACAACAUCAAGAAUAAUCAUUUUCAUCAACAACAACAAUCGACGUACUAUAAAAAAAACUAGACUCAUAAUGCUGAAAAUUAAAUGUCCGAAUCAAAACUCUGCCUACGCGUCUAAUGGGCAGAGUUUUGUAAUAAGCGCCACUGUACAAUGGACUUUAAACUUAUAGAACACUAGCUGUACCGCGCGGUUUCACCCGCGUGGCUCCGCUCCUGUUGGUCUUGCUUUCG
Molecule: messenger RNA, 1908 nt
Organism: Colias croceus (clouded yellow)
Lineage: Eukaryota; Metazoa; Arthropoda; Insecta; Lepidoptera; Pieridae
Gene: fbl
Product: pantothenate kinase 3
Exons: 11
Coding region: 261-1670 (469 amino acids)
Biological process (GO): coenzyme A biosynthetic process
Cellular component (GO): nucleus; cytosol
Molecular function (GO): pantothenate kinase activity; ATP binding
Source: RefSeq, a predicted model, not a curated record